Candidula unifasciata is the source of this 1377-nucleotide messenger RNA. The record is from the annotation of a GenBank genome assembly. NCBI's taxonomy places the organism in Eukaryota, Metazoa, Mollusca, Gastropoda, Stylommatophora, Geomitridae.
AUGUGUUGCAACAUCUUACCUCGGGUCUCCUGUUUGCUUCUGUGGAUUUCGUUUGCUGCCGGCGACGUAGGUUAUUUCUGGCACGUUACCGACCUUCAUUACGACCACACGUACUGGACAUCCAGGCUCUCGUGCCUCGAACCUGUACCAAAACCUGGCAAAUAUGGCGACUACUGGUGUGACUCUCCCUGGGCGCUGGUACAGGACAGUAUUGCUAGCAUGGCCAACAUUACAGCAGACGUGGAUUUCAUCCUAUGGACAGGGGACAGUGUGGCACACAUAGCCGACGCAAAUCUGACCCUUAACCUCAACCUUGAGAUCGUGGCAAACAUCACAGAAACUCUCAACACCAGCUUCCCACAAGUGCCCGUAUAUGCGUCUCUUGGCAACCACGACUUCUACCCUAGCAACCAAGCAGAUUACAACCAGAGUGAGAUAUACGACCAAGUGUCUGAAAUGUGGGAAAACUGGAUCAGUAACCAGACACAGGUUGAGCAGUUCAGACAAGGAGGUUACUACGUGGCCAGGAUUGCUCCAAAGCUCCGACUUCUGGCUCUCAAUACAAACCUGUACUACACAAACAACAAACUCACAGCAAAUGUGUCGGAUCCUGCAGGCCAGAUGGCCUGGUUGGAUGACCAAUUGAAGGAUGCACGAAGCAAGGGAGAUAAGGUGAUUGUCACUGGCCACAUCCCGCCCAGCGUGCUGACCCCAGGACUGGCCGACUGGUUUUACCCAAAACACAAAACCCAGUUUGUGGACAUUUUACUGCAGAAUUCAGAUGUCAUUGUUGCCUCCCUGUUUGGACAUGAUCACUCUGAUGGUUUCAAGAUCAUUCAGGAUGAAACUGGUUCCAGAGCAGUGACACAAUUUACUGCACCCUCUGUCACACCUUGGACGUUUCGGACUGCAUCCAAAACUGCCGAUCCACACAACCCUGGCAUCCGACUUGUGACGUACGACAGAAACACAGGGCUGCAUCUGGGCUAUGAACAGUACUACAUCAAUCUCACGGACAGUAACCGAAAUGGUCGCACUGCCUGGACCAGACUGUACUCAUUCACGGAGGCCUACAAUGUGUCCGACAUGAGCGUGGCCUCUCUGAGAAAAAUCUUCUCUCUAAUGGCAAGUGACAAGGGCACAGUCUACUCCAACAAAUACUGCACCUACUCAGUUGUCAGUAAUUACCCCAUUAACUGCACCGAGGCCGCCAGAGCCGAUAUCUACUGCGGAGGUUUACACUAUGACCUGCAAGAGGCACAAGACUGCAAACAUAAGUAUUUGGCUAGUCUGAAUGGAGCGUCUGGUCUUUCUUUGAAUGUAUUCGUUGUAACUGGUGUUAUUUUGGUGAAAAUUAGUGCUUUUAUUCUACAGUAA